CAGGAGAUGAGCGCCGGGAACUCCUUGAACGAUCUUCCUCUUCCUGAGCUCUAUGCUCACCUCUCGCGAUCCGGGCUCAUCACUCGCCUCCUUGAACUGGCUCGGGACGAAGAUCUUGGCUUCGAUGGCAAACCUGGAGAUCUCACAUGUCAAGUGACUCUAGAGGAAUCGCAUGCGAUGGAGACCAAAGUAAUGAGCCGAGCCGAGCUUGUUACUGCAGGCCUUGCUGUGCUGCCUGAGGCUGCAAAGAUCUUUGCUCCGAAUGUCACGGUGGAACCAAAAGUGCAAGAUGGACAGAAAGUGCCCAAGGGAACAGCACUUGCUGUAUUAAGAGGGCCAUCACACCAAAUGCUCCGUCUCGAACGGGUCGCUCUCAACAUGAUCGGGAGACUGAGUGGAAUUGCGACUAAAACCAAUCAGUUCCAUCAGGAGAUGAUCAAGAUGGCUGGACAAGACUGCAGAGCAAAACUCCUGGACACCCGCAAGACUACUCCAGGCUUGCGUGUGCUUGAAAAGUAUGCAGUACGAUGCGGGGGAGGAUAUUGCCAUCGUAUGGGCUUGCAUGAAGCAGUGCUGAUCAAGGACAACCAUAUCGCUGGCUUACAGCCUAGUGAAGUUGCAGAGCGUGUGAAGCAAGCCGUCGAGAGGACAAACAAACUGAAGGCAGAAGGAGUGGAGGUCAAGUUCUUCGAGGUCGAAGUUGACACCAUUGAUCAGCUGCGCGCUCUCUUGACAUUGCCCGACGGGAAGCAUCGACUUCAUCCUCUGCGACAACUU
Messenger RNA from Guillardia theta CCMP2712, 777 nucleotides. RefSeq lists its product as hypothetical. The record is from RefSeq and is a predicted model, not a curated record. Lineage: Eukaryota; Cryptophyceae; Pyrenomonadales; Geminigeraceae. Gene Ontology annotation, molecular function: nicotinate-nucleotide diphosphorylase (carboxylating) activity. Gene Ontology annotation, cellular component: cytoplasm. The annotation marks the transcript as partial. The transcript has 10 exons. Gene Ontology annotation, biological process: NAD+ biosynthetic process; quinolinate catabolic process.